Populus nigra (black poplar) is the source of this 1998-nucleotide messenger RNA. Its product is annotated as transcription factor FAMA-like. The record is from RefSeq and is a predicted model, not a curated record. The transcript is spliced from 4 exons. Gene Ontology annotation, biological process: guard cell differentiation; stomatal complex development; positive regulation of DNA-templated transcription. Gene Ontology annotation, cellular component: nucleus. Gene Ontology annotation, molecular function: DNA-binding transcription factor activity; protein dimerization activity. Lineage: Eukaryota; Viridiplantae; Streptophyta; Magnoliopsida; Malpighiales; Salicaceae. The coding region runs from base 547 to 1773 and encodes 408 amino acids.
AAAGGAUCCUCUCUCCCCCUCUCUCUUUCUUCAAGUCUUCAAGUCAAGCCAGCUCUUCCAGGCAAUCUUGGCACAUUAUGUAAAGACAACACUCACCACCCCAAUCCAAGAAAUUUUCAGUUGAUAUAAAAUCAACUUCCAUGGUGGUACCCCAUGCUUCUUCUGCUCUUCAAAAUACCAUAACCCCACUUAAUUUUCACCAUUGUCUUAUUAUACUCUCAUUGUGUGGUCUCUCUCCAAUCAGGUUAUUGUGGCAGCUUCUAUUUCCAAUCACUUCCAUGCAACUUUGUUUCAUAUUUUUUUGUACUCUAAUCAAAACCUACACACACACACACACACACACACACACACACACACACUAGCUAGUGUUAUUACUACAAUAUUUACUUGCUGUUAAUUUGAUGGAGUCAUCAUGUUUUUGUUUUGUUUUGUUUUUCUUUUCUUUUCUUUUCGGGUGGACCAAGUUAAUGAAAUUUGACUAGCUAGCUAGGGCAGCUUGUCCUUGCAUGAGGGUUGUCGAUUAAAGGCAUUCACAUCUAUAUAGCAAUGGAUAAAGACGAGAACUACUCGGCAAGUUUUGCUGGGCUAGAUUACCCUCUAGACCAUCAUCUUCAUCAACAACAACAUCACCACGAACUCACGAAGCCGCGGAUAGGUGAAACUUCUGGUGAUGAUGACAGCAACAAUGGGAUGAUUUAUUAUAUGCUCAAUAAUCCUCAUCAACAUCAACCACAAGUGUCAUCUGGGUUUUGUUCUUCUACUUCUUUCGAUAAAUUGAGCUUAGCUGAUGUGAUGCAAUUUGCAGACUUUGGGCCUAAGUUGGCCUUAAAUCAAACCAAGAUAUCUGAGGAAGAAAUUGGGAUCGAUCCAGUUUACUUCCUAAAGUUUCCGGUUUUGAACGACAAGAUUGAGGAACAAUCUCUAAUGGUCCCUCAACUAGGUGGAGAAAGUGAUGAGAGGUUUACAGGAGUGAGUAGUGAUGAAAAUAGGGAAGGAAUGGCGGGGGAAGAGGGGGGUGUUAGGGAAGAUGAAGAAGCUAGGCUUUCGGAUAAUAACUCGGUGCAACUUCAGUUGCUUGGAGAUCAAGAUCUUCAAAACAAGAACUCUAAACCAGAAUCGAAGAACAAGCGAAAAAGACCAAGAACUAUCAAGACAAGUGAGGAAGUGGAGAGCCAAAGAAUGACUCAUAUUGCAGUUGAAAGAAAUCGAAGAAAGCAAAUGAAUGAACAUCUUCGAGUCUUGAGGUCUUUCAUGCCAGGAUCUUAUGUACAAAGGGGAGAUCAAGCUUCAAUAAUUGGUGGAGCGAUAGAGUUCGUUAGAGAAUUGGAGCAACUACUUCAAUGCCUAGAAUCCCAGAAGCGGCGAAGACUAAUGGAGGAUUCCGCUGUUGCAAUCCAACAACCUCAUCCUCCAUUCUUUCCUCCUAUGCCUCUACCAAAUGAUCAAAUGAAGACUCUGGAUCUCGAGACUGAACUCCGUGAAGAAACCUCUGAGAACAAGUCUGGCUUGGCUGAUGUUGAAGUGAAGCUUGUAGGGUUUGAUGCAAUGAUCAAGAUUCUCUCUAGGAGAAGGCCAGGUCAGCUGAUUAAGACCAUUGCAGCGCUGGAAGAUUUGCAGCUUAACAUACACGACACCAACAUUACCACCAUUGAACAAACUGUUCUCUAUUCAUUUAAUGUCAAGAUUGAAAGUGAAUCUAGGUUCACAGCAGAAGACAUAGCAAGCUCAGUUCAACAUGCAUUCACUUUCAUCCAUGCAAACAGCAGCAUGUGAUGCAAAUCUAAGAUGGACAGAAAAGAUGAGCUGUUAUGUAUUUCGUUACACCUACUUGUGGAUUAUCUUUUUUUAGCUACUUUCUUUUUUCCUUUUCCAUUGGAUUUCCUAUUUUUAUUCUAGAAAAAACCACUGGUUGCUGAUCUAGCAACUAAGUAUUGAAUAGGUUCGGUUGGUGAUCAUUCUAAUGAGCCGAUGCGUAUGCAGUCCAUCUUUCUCUUCUGA